GCAAAACAUCAUUUAAGAAAUGUAUUUGUUAAUGAGGUUUCAGUUGAAAUGCUGCUGUCUUGAGACAAACAGAAUGGAUUUGAUGUUUGAUUCACUGCUGAUGACACAGAGUGUGUUGCAUCUACAAUGAGUCUCUAUGAGUGGAAAGAGGAGGGGGAGGAUGAUGUUCAGACACAUAAAGCAGCAUCACCAGAACCCAGCUGUGUGUCUCUGAAGAGUGACACAUCUUUGCUGCUCCCCCCUAAUCUCAGUGAUGGAGCAGUGACCUCUGACCCUCAUUUCUGCAGAGUGAAGAGAGAUGUAAUCAGAUUGGUGAUGCCCUGUCGGACGGACUCCUGCACUGACUCCAACUCUCAGACCCUCAUCAGGCAGAGAGUCAAAGACCAACACAAAACCAGCAUGAAAAACAAGUAUGAGAGCUUAUUUGAGGGAAUCAAACAAGAAGAGAAUCAAACUCUCCUGAACAGGAUCUACACACAGCUCUACAUCAUAGAGGGAGAGAGUGAAGGAGUGAAUGAAGAACAUGAGGUUUUACAGAUGGAAAAAACAGUCAGAUCACAAGACACUACAAUCUACUGCAAUGACAUCUUUAAACCCUUACAACAACCAGGACAUGAGGAGAAAGACGAAAUCAAGACUGUUCUUACUAAAGGCAUCGCUGGAAUUGGAAAAACAGUCUCUGUGCAAAAGUUCAUUCUGGACUGGACAGAGGGAAAAGCCAAUCAGGAUGUAGAUUUCAUGUUUGUGCUUUCAUUUCGAGAGCUGAACUUGAUUAAAGAUCACCAGUACAGUCUUCACAGACUUCUGCUGGACUUUCAUCCUGAACUUCAAGACUUGGAAUCAAAGGCUUUUGAAGAGUGUAAAGUUGUGUUCAUCUUUGAUGGUCUGGAUGAAAACAGAAUUACACUGAUGUUUUCAGAGGAUGAGAAAAUCUGUGAUGUGAAUGAGUCUUCAUCAAUGGGUGUGUUGAUGUCAAACCUCAUCAGAGGAGAGCUGCUUCCCUCUGCUCUCAUCUGGAUCACCUCCAGACCAGCAGCAGCCAAUCAGAUCCCCUCACAAUACAUCAACCGACUGACAGAAAUUCAGGGAUUCAAUGAGCCUCAGAAGGAGGAAUAUUUCAGGAAGAGAAUCAGCGACGAGCAUCAAGCCAGCAGAAUCAUCUCACACAUUAGAAGAUCAAGAAGCCUCCACGUCAUGUGUCACAUCCCCGUCUUCUGCUGGAUCUCAGCCACUGUGCUUCAAAACCUACCAAAACAAGAUGACAGUGCAGAAAUCCCUCAAACUCUGACUGAAAUGUACAUCCACUUCCUGCUGACUCAGAUCAACAUGAGGAAUCAGAAGUAUGAUGAGACAAACCCAGAGAAACUCCUGAAGUCUAACAGAGACGUGAUAGUGAAACUUGCUGAACUGGCUUUCAAACAGCUGAUGAAGGGCAAUGUGAUGUUCUAUGAGGAGGACCUGACUGAGAGCAGCAUAGACGUCACUGACGCCUCAUUGUAUUCUGGGAUUUGCACUGAGAUCUUUAAGGAGGAAUCUGUGAUCCAUCAGAGGAAAGUCUACUGCUUCAUUCAUCUGAGCUUUCAGGAGUUUCUUGCUGCUUUCUUUGUGUUUUAUUCCAUUGUUGUCAAGAAUGAGCAAUCACUGAAUUCAUUUCUGGGUUUCCAAUGUCCAUGGUACAGUCAGAAAGACUCUCUGUAUAAGCUACUAAGAAAGGCAGUUAAUAAAUCCCUACAUAGUAAAAAUGGACACCUUGAUCUUUUCCUGCGGUUCCUGCUGGGCGUCUCACUGGAGUCCAAUCAGAGAAUCUUACAGGAUCUACUGACACACACAGCGAACAGUUCAGAGAUCAUCACAAGAAUCACACAUUACAUUAAGGAGAAAAUCAGUGCUGAACAUCUCUCAGCUGACAGAUGCAUCAAUCUGUUCCUCUGUCUGCUGGAAAUGAAGGAUCAGACUCUGUACAGAGAAAUUCAGGAGUUUGUGAAAUCAGAGAAUCAUUCAGUGAGAAAACUCUCUCCAUCUCAAUGCUCAACAGUUGCCUACAUGUUUCAGAUAUCAGAGGAGGUGCUGGAUGAGUUUGAUCUGAAGAAAUACAACACAUCAGCUGAGGGUAGAAGGAGAUUGAUACCAGCUGUUGGAAAAUGCAGAAAAGCUCUACUUGCCGCCUGUAAUCUCACUCGUCAUUGCUGUGAAAGUUUGUCUUCAUCUCUACAAUCAUCAGACUCACUGAGAGAGCUGGACCUGAGUAACAAUGACCUGCAGGAUUCAGGAGUGAAGCGUCUAUUUGGUGGAUUGAAGAGUUCACACUGUCAACUCAACAUACUGAGACUUGCUGGCUGUAAUCUCACUGAUCAGUGCUGUAAAAGUUUGUCUUCAUGUCUACAAUCAUCAAACUCACUGAGAGUGCUGGACCUGAGUAACAAUGACCUGCAGGAUUCAGGUGUGAAACUUCUGUCUGAUGGACUGAAGAGUUUGCACUGUCAACUCAACAUACUGAGAUUAUCUGGCUGUAUGGUGACAGAGAAAGGCUGUUGUUUUCUGGCUUCAGCUCUGAGUUCAAACCCCUCACACCUGAGAGAGCUGGAUCUGAGCUACAAUCACCCAGGACAAUCAUUAGUCAAGCUGCUCUCUGAUCCAAACUACAGACUGGACAAACUCAAUGUGGAUCAUGGAGGACAGAUCAGGACUACAACAGGACCACAGAAAUAUGCAUGUGAUCUGACUCUGGAUUCAAACACAGCAAACACUCAUCUCAUUCUCUCUGAGAGGAACAGAAAGAUGAAAUGUGUGAAAGAAAAGCAGCCGUAUCCUGAUCAUCCAGAGAGAUUUAUGUGUCAUCAGGUUCUGUGUAGAGAGAGUCUGUCUGGACACUGUUACUGGGAGGCUGAAUGGGGCGGGUCUUGGGUUUAUAUAUCAGUGGCAUAUAAAGGAAUCAGUAGGAAAGGACAGAGUGAUGACUGUUUGUUUGGAUCCAAUAAAUGGUCCUGGAGUUUGAUCUGUUAUAAGGGUGGUUUCACUGCCUGUCAUAAUUAUACGACCAUGGUCGUACUUGCCCCUUCACUUCGCUCUAACAAAGUAGGAGUGUAUCUGAACUGGUCGGCCGGCACUCUGUCCUUCUACAGCGUCUCUGACAAACACACACUCACACACAUACACACAUUCAGCAGCACAUUCACUGAACCACUCUUUGCUGGAUUUAGAGUUUUUUCUGAUAGUUUAGUGUCUCUGUGUAAAAUUAAACCUGUAAGGAGUUGAACCUGAAAUUUGAGUGAUAGAAACACACUCACAUUUUCUCCCUCUUUAACUCAAACAGCUGGUAAUUCUCUCUUUUGUAAUUUUACUUUGGGUUUAUAUAAAAAUACACAUUCCCUUUAACUCAAGAUUACUCAGAUAUCAUCAGUACUCAGCCUCAGCAUGACUUUACCUGUAUUUUAAAUUACACAUUUCAUUUUGUGUUUUAGGGUUACAGGUAAUGUCUGUAAACGUAAUGCAUGAAGGUAGAAAAUUGCGAGUACCUUUUAUGUUUAUUUAAAUAUUUUUUCUUACAAUGUGUCUAAUUUAAUUCACAUGUGAUGUGUGAACUGUUAGACAACACUCUGCCUGAGGAGUUGAUCAAUGGUUUUCUUCUUUUUGUGUAAUUUAAAGGAAAAAUGUAUGCCUCUUUUAAUCAUUUGUCACUUUUUGCUAAAAAGCUGCCAAAUAAAUGUUUAACAGUGGCUUUUUUAAAAAAAUAAAUAAAAAUUUGUUGUCUUUUGGGGGAAAAUUAGUUGCUAGGGUUGUCUGAAAAUGUAAAUUAAAUUAAAUUUAGCAACAAAAUUGCUAAGUUGGCAACACUGUACCUGGUGGAAUAUUUAGUUUUUCACUCACAUUGAGCAGUAGGAAAGCAGUUGCAAUUUCAAAAAGAUUUCUUC
Messenger RNA from Labeo rohita (rohu), 3911 nucleotides. Its product is annotated as NACHT, LRR and PYD domains-containing protein 3-like. Gene Ontology annotation, molecular function: protein binding. Lineage: Eukaryota; Metazoa; Chordata; Actinopteri; Cypriniformes; Cyprinidae. The record is from RefSeq and is a predicted model, not a curated record.